Patella vulgata (common limpet) is the source of this 2178-nucleotide messenger RNA. Its product is annotated as cell division cycle protein 20 homolog. The record is from RefSeq and is a predicted model, not a curated record. NCBI's taxonomy places the organism in Eukaryota, Metazoa, Mollusca, Gastropoda, Patellidae. Bases 100 to 1677 code for a protein of 525 amino acids. Gene Ontology annotation, biological process: anaphase-promoting complex-dependent catabolic process; positive regulation of ubiquitin protein ligase activity; positive regulation of anaphase-promoting complex-dependent catabolic process. Gene Ontology annotation, molecular function: ubiquitin ligase activator activity; protein binding; anaphase-promoting complex binding. Gene Ontology annotation, cellular component: anaphase-promoting complex. The transcript has a single exon.
AAAGAGAGGAGGCGGUAGAUGUUUUGAAGUUCACAUUCAUUGAAUUAGACUUUUAUUCUUCGUAUUUCUUCAGAAGUUCUUGUCAUCUAUGUGGAUGAAAUGUCUCAUUUUAAUUUUGAGAAAACAGUUAACGAAUUAACAAGACUGGAUGGGCCAUUGCAGAAAGCUCCAUUGAUGAGAUGGCAGAGGAAAGCAAAAGAAGCCGAUUUACGACUGACGAUGCCAUCGGCUUCCGGCGAUAUUUCUUGCGUUUUAUCCCCAUCAAAGCCAAGAUCUGCUAAAACCCCAGCAACUCCAUUGAGUGCUAAAUUGUCAUGUCACACAUUUACGCCAUGUAAAACACCAAAAUCAGCUGCAUUAACAAAAACUCCGCGUAAAACUCCAAUGAAAAGUUAUGGGGAUAGGUUCAUCCCGAAUCGAUCAACAACAAAUUUUGAAAUGGGUCAUUAUGCAUUGACACGCAAGAAGGAAAGCACAGUUGUAAACGAGGAGGACGACGAAAGUGAUGUUUAUCAACAACUUUUGAACAGUGCUCUAACAAAUGGGGUAGAUCCAAACAAAGCUAAAAUCCUUUCAUAUAAAGGCAAAGCCCCACCCCAAGCCGAAGGUAUUUCUAACAAUCUGAAAGUUUUGUACAGCUCUGUUAAAUGUUCUGGUCCAAAAGUUAAUCCUACACGACAAGUGCCUAAAGUGCCAGAACGUAUCUUGGAUGCGCCAGAUCUAAGAGAUGAUUAUUAUUUAAAUUUGCUCGAUUGGUCCCACAGAAAUCUACUGUUGGUUGCGCUGGGUAAUGCGGUGUAUCUAUGGAACGCCACUGAAGGCAGUAUUUCUCAGCUAUGCGAGUUACCGUAUGCGGAUGACUAUUUUUCGAGCAUUCGUUGUAUUGAAAAGGGGGAUUAUGUAGCCCUGGGCACUAGCUCUGGAAGUGUGAUGCUUUUUGACAUUGGCACCGAAAAACACAUCAGAACAAUGUCUGGUCAUGCAGCGAGAGUAGGCGCGUUAGAUUGGAACACCUUCAUUCUGUCGAGCGGUUCGCGUUGUGGCGCAAUACACCACCACGAUGUUCGUGUUGCAGAACAUCACGUGGGAACCCUGUCUAGUCAUACCCAGGAAGUUUGCGGUUUGAAGUGGUCACCCGAUAAAAGAUACCUUGCCAGUGGGGCGAAUGACAAUAUGCUAUAUAUUUGGAAUGCGACACUCGGACAUGACAUCAAACCCUUGUAUUCACUUAGUGAACAUCAGUCUUCUGUCAAAGCCAUAUCCUGGUGUUCUUGGCAACCAUCUUUGUUAGCAAGUGGUGGUGGAUUAGCUGAUCGUUACAUCAGAUUCUGGAAUAUGAGCACAGGUACGUGUCUUAAUGCAGUCAACACCCAUUCACAGGUGUGUUCCAUUCUAUGGUCUAAGGAACACCGAGAACUCAUUUCUGGACAUGGCUAUUCACAAAAUCAACUGAGCUUAUGGAAAUACCCUUCCAUGUCAAAGGUCGCAGAUUUAAUGGGUCAUUCAGCAAGAAUUCUCUAUAUGGCAUUGUCUCCAGAUGGUACAACAGUGGCCAGUGCAGGUGCAGAUGAGACAAUUAGAUUAUGGAAAUGUUUUGAAAACAUAAAGCAAGCGAAAGCUCCUGCAAAAACCUCUGGUGAAACGUCCACUCUGAGCAUAUUAAAGAAAAUCCGAUGAGAAAAUGAAGGACUUAUACUUGAGGAGACUAGCUUCAGUAUUAACCUGUGUAUAAAUGUGUUUCGGUCAUUAAAGCUUAUCUAAUAAAAGAGAAAACUACUUUAGUGGAAUCUUUAAUGGUAGAUUCGUGAGAGAUAUUGAUAUUUUCUUAAUAGUCUUCAAGUUUUGUUAUAUAUAUAUAUAUAUAUAUCUCUCCCUCUCUUUGUUAAUCUUUCUUUCAUAUACCAUGUGCUAUUUCCAAUUGUAAAUAUCUUUUUAUAAAUGAGUCCAAAAUAUUCUAUGUCCUUUUCUGUUUUUCACUAUUAUUCUUGUGUGAUCAUAUCCUCAAUAAAGUUAACUCGAUUACUGAUUAUGUUUAUAUAUAUUUUACCAGUUUUGAUUGAUAAAUUUUGGAAUUAAUAAAUCAAUUAGGUGUACUUUCAUUAGUUUAUAAAGGCUUUGUUGUUUAACUCUUGCCUCUCUAUGAAUUCAUGAUAUUCAUGUGAAUGUUUUAAUGAAUAU